Molecule: messenger RNA, 1209 nt
Organism: Spizellomyces punctatus DAOM BR117
Lineage: Eukaryota; Fungi; Chytridiomycota; Chytridiomycetes; Spizellomycetales; Spizellomycetaceae
Exons: 1
Coding region: 4-1107 (367 amino acids)
Biological process (GO): protein methylation
Cellular component (GO): nucleus
Molecular function (GO): protein methyltransferase activity
Source: RefSeq, a predicted model, not a curated record
GCCAUGAAACGAUCGCAUGCACAUGAACAGAAUCAUGUUUUUGAAAACGUGUCAGAUCCUGGUACUGACCGAGAGGAUAAGCUGCAGGGCAAGCGACAGCGGCGUUUAUCGAGUUUGCAGGACGAAAAACAGGGGGGCACGGGUAUUCCAUGCGAUGGAGUAAAUACCGUUGAUCCUCCGGCAGACGACGAACUCGUUGACCUUGUCCUCUCUGAAGUUCACAUCAACCCCUUGAAUGGUCCCGCGCAAAACGACGGCCAAAACCGGCGACGGACCGUAUUUAGGCUGAAGCCGGAAUCUCGCAUGUCUGGCACAUCGCCUCUCAUUAUAGAGCACGAGAUGGCGACCCCACUCUCGCGCGUUGGCCUUCAAGUAUGGUCUGGCGCUCUCCUAUUGUGUGACUAUAUCUUGUCUCAGUCCGACAAUAUUUUUACUCCGGAAACUAUUGUUUUGGAACUUGGAUGUGGGACUGGGUUGGUUGCCGCCGUAGCCGGGAGAGCGUGUGGAAGAGUCUAUGCCACGGAUUUGGACAGCUUGGGUGUUUUGGACCUUUGCUGUAGGAACCUGGAGCUGAAUGAUGUCAAGGAUAGGGUGAAAGUGAAGCAAUUGGAUUUAUUGGAUAAUCAAUGUCCUUUGUUCAAGGAGUUUGAUACCUCGAACGAUAUUGACCGAGCGCCAAUUUUGAAUGCCGUAGACUCUGGACCAUAUUGUUGGACGAGUGCUGAUGUUCAAGACUUUAUGGCAAAUUGCACAAUUCUAUUGGCUGCCGACAUAAUUUACGAAGACACAGUCACGUUUGCUCUUGUUCAACGAUUGUGGACACUUCUCUCUCCGACAACCAACAAUCAACCUCGCAUUCUCUAUCUCGCCCUUGAAAAGCGUGUCCAGUUUUCGCUCGAUGAACAGGAGGUCACGGCUCCCGCGCGCGAUUACUUCCUGGAGACGUUGAAAGCUUCCAACGCUGAUCGCGGAGAAGCAAAUGUCCCGGAGAGAAUUGUUGCGAAAAUGAUGGACAUUGAUAGGAUUCCUCACAUAUUGCAAUAUGAGAGGACAAAAGAAUUAGAGCUCUGGAGCCUCACAUUGGAGAGGAUUGAAUCUGAGGGCUGACGCGGUGGAAUUGCUACGGAUACUCUGCAGCAAGAAAAAGACCUGUCGCAUGCUGCCAUUGGAAUUAGAUAAUUUAAUAUAUACAAAAUGCAUGGAUCCCGA